This is a messenger RNA of Iphiclides podalirius (scarce swallowtail), 336 nucleotides long. NCBI's taxonomy places the organism in Eukaryota, Metazoa, Arthropoda, Insecta, Lepidoptera, Papilionidae. The record is from the annotation of a GenBank genome assembly.
AUGAAUGGUGUGAUCCGUUGCGAGCCGCCGCCGCCGCACCGUUUUCGACCGAACGCGAGUUUCGAUCGCUGCGACGGAUUAUUCGUUCGCGCUCCAAAGCGCGGUGCGGCGCUCGGCGGUGCGCGCGCCACUUGCUCGCCGUACACCUCCCCCCCCCCCCCCCCCUCCCCCCUUCAUCACUUUCCGUGCCCCCGGAGGCAGGCCCCGGCGGUCCCAGUUCACCGCAACGCGUCGCCCCGGCCGCCCGCGCGCGCCACUCACGCAAACAACUCCCAACACAAUACCACGUCUGACACGCACAAACAAAACGCCUCGCAACACACAAAACGGCCCCGC